GUUUCCUUGAUCGAGCAGCAAGAUCUCUUCAUCGGUGAGGUCACCGUGUCCGAGCACCUGAGCUUCUACGCGGCGCUGCGGUUGUUUCACCUUCCGAGGAAGCAGCGGCAGGACAGGAUCGCCGCGAUUUUGCGACGGUUGCGCUUGUCGCAUUGCCAGCACAGAAAGGUGUAUUUGCUGUCCGGCGGAGAACAAAAACGCCUGUCGGUUGCCGAGGAAUUGCUAAAUGAGCAGACGUCCGUUUUAUUGCUUGACGAGCCGACGACCGGCUUGGAUUCAGUGUCAGCGAAGGAAAUGGUCGACAUCUUGUGCAACAACAGUGCGGCGCCCGCCGACGUGGUCAACCUUGCGAGCGACGAUCAAAACCGGGUUUCAGCAUCCACCGCAGGUGCCAGCGGCACGAUAAUACCACGGCUGCUUCCGAGCCUUGCAGCAGGCAGGUCUACUAGCAAGGAAUCCAAGUCAACAGUCAACAGCGCCGUAGAACUUUCAGUUGCCGCGGCAAGCGGUGGCCUGACCGGCGCGCUGGUAGCUGCAACGCACGUCGAGGCCAGCCCUGGCCCCCCGAGAGACGACGUUAGUGGCGGCUCCUCCGGUGGUGCAGCAAAGGGCAGUAGAAAUUUUGCUGAUCUUGGAGCUUUACACUCCCCCGUACCAUCGGGUACGGAGGCGAUGUCGUCGCCUGGAGCUGCUGUUGUACCUCCCGCACUGCUCGACCAAGCAAAUGCUGAAGAUCAGGAUCAUGCUCACGAUCACACAACUACGGAGGGCGGUACUACCAGCGGGAGAGCUCUAAAGCACGACUCUACCCCCGAACAGGAACAGGACGAUGCUAUGCGCGAAGUGCGUGACACGACGAUCAUCUUCACGAUUCACCAACCCUCCAGCCUCCUCUACUCCUGCUUCUCGAGUGUGUACUUUCUUGGGCAGGGGGAAUGCGCCUACUUCGGCCCCGCCGAUCAGCUGGGGAGCUGGCUGUCCCGUGCGGGAUUUCAUUCCCCACCCUUCUACAGCGCUGCGGAGUUCGCCUUGGACACGAUACAAGACACCGAAAAACUUGCACGACUGGUGCAGAAACAACAGCAAGUGGACGAGAAGAAGAAACUGCAGAUUCUACGCAGCAUCACCAGCAUCACGAAAUCGAAUGGUACAACUAAUGACGAGCAGCACGACGCAGAGCAUAUCUCGGCGGACCGCGAUGACGAAAGGGAAAGCGGGUCAGACGCGGACCGGUACACACCGUCUCGUAGCAGCGGGGCCCGAAGUCCAGGCGAGAUGGAGGAACUGCAAGGACGAACGCCGGUGUCGGACGAGGAAACUAAGCAAGCGCACGUAUCGAUUAAGGGGAGACACAAGAAGGCGAAAAGCUCCGCACGCUCGUCGAAGAGCCGGAAUUCCGUCGCAAAUCUGUUGGCGAGCCGGAAACGGGCUCCCUGGUGGGUCGAGUUUUCGGAGAUCUGGAAGCGAACCUUGAUCGCGCGCCUCCGCCAGAGGUACGCGACGAAACUCGCUAUUAUCCAGAACACGUUUGUGACCAUUUUGAUCGGGAUCUUCUUCUUCGAUGUGGGUAAGCAUCCGAGUAAGGUAGACACGAGGAACGGCGCCAUGUUUUUCAUCCUGACACACCCUCUGUUUUCCGCAACGUUCGAGGCCAUGCUCCCACUGGUCAUGUCCGGAAUGGUGCUGCAACGCGAGUUCCAAACGAAGAGGCUCUACCGACUCUCGUCUUUUUUCGCGGCGCGCACGACCGGUGAAUUGCCGAUCAUCAUGAUCUUUCCGCUCAUCUACACGAUUGGCGCUUGGUCGCUGAUGCAGUUCCACCCGGAGGUCGUGCUGAAUUUGGAACUUCUCGGAAUCUCGCUGAUCUGCCAGCUCGCGGGGCAGUCGCUGGGGUACUUCAUUGGAUCUCUCACUCAGGACGUAGAAGUCGCGAUUAGUUUGGGAAUCGUCGUCCUCGUGCCGCUCUUUCUUCUGAACCCCUUCAUUUUGGAUGCGAGUCUGAUCCCGGUCAGCAUCGCGUGGGUGCGGCACUGCAGCCAGUUCUAUUACGGCUUCCUGGCGUUCGGGAGCUGGACGUGGGAGGGGCUCGAGAUGGAGUCCUGCUCUGCACAAGAGCAGCUGGAGUUUCCGAAGAACUGCAGUCUGUACCGGUCCGGCGACCUGGUCUUGCACCACAGAUUCGGUAUCACGGUCGCCGACAAUCCGCACUUGAAGCGAAACGCCCUGCUGUGUUUGUUGCUGCUCACUGUCAUCACCCGGCUACUCGCCUUUUUCCGCUUUUACGUGCGCUACGAAUAUGCCGACAACUGGUUGAUGGCCCUACACUUGAGCGAUCCGCUCGCGGAAAACACUACAACGCCGGCAGUACCUGCAAAAGGACGCCGUUCCUCCUUGGAAGCACUCGUGAAGAUCUUCAGGUGGGGGUCCGCCCCGUGAAGUAGAAGAGGAAGCGAAAGCUUGAGUUAUGGGAGACCCAAAGUGAUUUCUGUCGCUUUCAGUUUGAGUUUUAGGAAAGUGAAGUCCUGUCGCGCAACAUACAAAUCACAUGGAUGAAUCUGAUUGCAUUUUUUCAUUCGAGUAUCUCCACGACUGCACGACCGCAUUCGAAGUAGUUCAUUUUUUUGCAACCAUUGCUCCCUCUGUUUUGCGGACCAGGGCGCUGCCACAUUGGUGCAAUUAUUGCGGACUCACAUGAAGAACUCCGUCUGCGACUCUUUCUUUGGACGCGAAAGUCUGAUCUCGUUGCUUCCAACUGUGUACUCCGGAGAAGCAAGUACUUACAUCAAUCCGCAGGAGGAUGCGAGGUCGUCAGACACUUAGGAACAAAAUGACCUUGCAGUGCUUGACCAAGAUCAUGAUGUAUGAACUGAAAUAGGUGCAG
This is a messenger RNA of Amoebophrya sp. A120, 2881 nucleotides long. The record is from the annotation of a GenBank genome assembly. Lineage: Eukaryota; Dinophyceae; Syndiniales; Amoebophryaceae.